This is a messenger RNA of Ochotona princeps (American pika), 3576 nucleotides long. RefSeq names its product DISC1 scaffold protein (gene DISC1). Gene Ontology annotation, cellular component: intermediate filament cytoskeleton; microtubule; centrosome. The transcript is spliced from 13 exons. Gene Ontology annotation, biological process: neuron migration; cilium assembly. NCBI's taxonomy places the organism in Eukaryota, Metazoa, Chordata, Mammalia, Lagomorpha, Ochotonidae. Bases 417 to 3194 code for a protein of 925 amino acids. The record is from RefSeq and is a predicted model, not a curated record.
GAACAGGCAAGUCUACAGCCUCGAUGCUUGGAAUGGACCUGGAGGCUUGCAACAAACCGCAGCCUGCCUGAUGCUGUCAGACUAUUCUGAAAACUGGAAUUCUUAUUUCUGAACAAUUGUUCUCACCCUUAUGAAUCAGUGUCAUCUGUCACCUUCUCCACUUGGCCUUCCUUCACUUGGUAAAGUCCCCUCAAUCCCACCAUCACAUUCUGGUCAUUUUCCAACUCUGGGCCUCUGGGAGAAACCUUGCUGUGUCUUUAUCCUGAAGGCCUCAGUCUUUCCUGCCUGCAUCCUACUUUGUUCUGUUUUUACCCAGAAGUCUGGAUUAACAGCAGACUUGUCUAAGUCUUGAGGUCCGGGGUACCCGACUGCGAGAGCCUGCCGGCAGUGCCUGCCCUAGCCGCGGGACUGCUGGUAUGUUUGUGUCCCCGUUUGUUUGUGACCCAGCUGCAGAGGAAACCACUGGCCAGGGCAACGAGAAGGAAGGAGCCUCCCUCUUCGCCCUCAGCCCCCUCCCCACUUCCCGUCCAGCGCGCGGCUCCCUCCCAGGCGGACGCCGUUUGACUACGGGCCAGGGGCUGGAGGCGGCCAAGGCAGAACCGGAGGAAUUGGCGGCAGGGCGCAUGUUGCGCCGGGGUCCCCAGGGCGCCCCGGCGGGCAGCGGCGGCGGGGACCACGGGGCAGACAACCGGGAUUGCUCACUGCCUGCAGCAUCUUUUCGGAGGCGGCGGCUGGCACGGAGGCCAGGCUACAUGAGAAGCACAGCUGGGCCUGGGAUCGAGUUUCUCUCUCCGGCAGUGGGCUCGCAGUACUGUGUCCUGGGAGGGGAAGGCAACCAGGGGUUCCACAAUUUAGAGUCCAGUGCUGAAACCUGUGGCCACUGGCAAGGCCCUAAGGUAGGAACUUCUGUACCCAAGAGCACAGAAGAUCCUCCUGUGAUAUCCUGUUUAGGCUUGACUCGGAUCUCUGUGAGAGGAUCCUCACCAUGCUCAGAAAUUCAGCUCCAAGCUGGCACCAGACUGCCCGACAGGCUAACUGGGCCAUGUGGCCCUGCAGACACUGGAUGUUGGCAAGAAUUUUCAUCCAUGGACUGUACUGAGACCCUAGGCCCUAGCCAGGAUGCAGCCUGUGGGAAAGGUACAAGGGAACCCCAGGCUGCGAGCUCUUUGACACCAUCAGCAGUGAGCAGGAAUAGCUGCAGCCUGCGAAACAACCUGCAAGCUCCUGCAGCCCCUCCUGGUCCUCAGGAUGUCUUUGCCUCCAGCUUUAGUUUCAUUCGGCAAUCUCUUGGCUCUGCUGGGGAACGUGGAGAAGCAGAGGGCUGUCUGCCAUUCAGAGAGCCUGAGUCCUCUCAUCAAAGCCCCCAGGAGAUGGAAACCAAAGCCUCCAGCUUGGACACACCUCAUGAGUACUCUCCAUGUCUCUCUCAGCCCUUCGACCUUCCAGUUCCUGGGGGCUCUGCAGUCCAGGCAGUAGAGAGCAGCUCUCGCCCAGAACAUGUGAUAUUUUCUUCAAUGGACAAAGACCAUGAUUGCUCGUGUUUGCCAGCUUCCUUGAUGGCUGACUGUCAUGGUGAAGGACACAGUGGCUCAGUGAAUGCCCUCCAGUGGACUGCACUGCUCAGCAAAUGGGAACCUGCUUUGCAAGACUGCUUGUCAAGCAAUCAGAGGAAGCUGGAGGUGACACUGUUAAGAUUAAAGCUUCAGAAACUUCAAGACAAAGCAGUUCAGGAUGAUGAUUAUGAUAAAGCUGAGAUACUGCAAAGAAGACUGGAAGAUCUGGAGCAGGAGAACAGCUGCCUGCGCUUCCAGCUCCCUUCCAGGCAGCUGGCUCUGAGCAGCUUCCUGAAGCACCUGGCGACGCAGGCCCAGGUUGCCUGGCGCCAAGCCAUCCAACAGGCCGGCAGUGGUGAUGACACCCAGGCCAUGUGCGGAGCAGAGCCGAGUCAGCUGGAACCCAAGGCUCGGGAAAACCUGUGCCUAUCCCUCACCAGGCGGGACUGGCUUCUGCAGGAAAAACAGCAGCUCCAGAAGGAAAUUGAAGCUCUUCAAGCCAGGAUGUCUGUGCUGGAAGCCAAAGAUCAACAGCUGCAACAGGAAAUAGCUGAGCAGGAGCAGCAACUCCAGUGGCAGGGCUGUGAUCUGACUGCUCUGAUGCGGCACCUCUCGCCCAGCCAGCUGCAGGACAUCGGCAUGGCCUUGCAGGAUACCCUGGCUUCAGCCAGGCAGGUCCCUUUCUGUGUGGAGCCUCCUGAAACCAUAAAGAGCCUCCAGGAAAGGAUAAAAUCUCUCAACUUGUCACUUAAGGAAAUCACUGCUAAGGUGUGUAUGAGUGAGAGACUCUGCAGCACUCUGAGGCGGAAAAUGAGUGAUAUUGAAAUCCAGCUGCCAGCCUUGCUUGAAGCCAAAAUGCUUGCUAUAUCAGGAAACCACUUCUGUACAGCUAAGGAGCUCAUGGAGGAGAUUCAGUCAUUAGCCAUGGAGAGACAAGUGCUGGAGGGAGUCCUCAACAAGCUGUUGAUGCUGAGUUCCAGGAAUGUCCAAACACUGGGAAGUGUUAAGGAGGAUUAUACCAGAUUGAAGAGAGACCUACAGCACCGGGAAGCUGCUUAUGAAGUAAGUGUGAAGGAAAAUAUUGUGAAAUACAUGGAAAUCCUUGAGGAUAAACUAAGUAGUUGCAUGUGUCCACUGCUGGGAAAAGUGUGGGAAGCUGACUUGGAAGCUUGUCGAAUGCUUCUCCAGAGUCUGCAGCUCCAGGAAGCCAGGGGCAGCCUGCCUCUGGAGAAUGAGGGGCAGAUGGAUGACUUAGAAGAAGCUACCUCAACAGUUGCUGCCGCCAUCCCUCCCAGUUCUUGUUCUGAAGAGGAGAAGAAGAUCCCUUUGCAGGCUCUUCAAGAGUGGAAGACUCAGUCCCCCUAUCCCCACUGCAAAGGAGGUGAACAGAAAGAGGAAUGUUAUAUUCUUUCUGCAGAACUUGAACAGAAGUGUGAAGCCAUAAGCAAGAAGUUACUGUACUUGGAAGAUGAACUUCAUACUGCAAUCUACAGCCAUGAUGAAGGUCUUAUCCAAUCUCUCAAGAUGCAGCUCCAGAUGGUUAAGGAUACUCUGCAGGCCAUGAUCCUACAGCUCCAGCCAGCAAAGGAGACCAGAGAAAGAGAGGCCACAGCUUCCUGCAUGAUGACAGCUGGUGUCUGAAGCACAGGACUGAGGCAAGCGGCUAUGGAAGCAGGGAAUUACCACAGCAUCAGUGCAAACUCAGGGGCUGCCACCUCUGCCCCCGCAUAACGGAUGUGUCUGAAUCAGUUAUGGAGAUGCGGAGUCCUGAGAGCUCCUAGCAGUCAGGGCGGCUCUGCUUGUUCUCAGCGCUGAGAUCAGGGAGUCUGCAGAAUGGCCUGAGACGAGAGGGAACACUGAGUUUCCUUUCCCAUGGGAGUCCUGCAUUGGAUUCAAAAAAUUUUCCGUCUUAGCUCCCAGAAAAAGUAGGUUGGCAUGGAUUCUGUUGGGGAAGCACCUCUUUGGUCUGUAUCAUUUGCUUUCUGCUGCAAGUAAAACAUUUCCUGAUUCAUGAACCUGUAAA